Molecule: messenger RNA, 3284 nt
Organism: Musa acuminata AAA Group (dessert banana)
Lineage: Eukaryota; Viridiplantae; Streptophyta; Magnoliopsida; Zingiberales; Musaceae
Product: protein RADIALIS-like 3
Exons: 2
Coding region: 2805-3029 (74 amino acids)
Molecular function (GO): DNA-binding transcription factor activity
Source: RefSeq, a predicted model, not a curated record
GUAGAGCGAGAGGGGGGAGCUUUUGAGAUGAAUGCCAUCACAUCCUUAUUUUUUAUGGUGUAGAGACUUGGAGAGACGAGAGACUUCUUGGGCACAUCCUUCUUUCUCUCGAUGUCUUUGCCUUGGUCAUGGUGAAUUUACAGAGCAGGAGAAGACAGCUUUUGGAGUUGGAGCUACCGGUUACUUUUUAAUGGAGAGGUAAGGUUCAAUCCUUGAGGAGAUGGAUUUACACUGUAGUUUUCCUUGCCAAUGAAGCAUUGAACAGAUGUUGCUCAUAUAUGUGCUGUGUUCAGCCAUGAUGACAUAUGCCAGGUGUACAGUGGCCUCCUAGGUAGUAAAGGAAGAUGAUGAUGUUGAAGCCUCUCCACAAUACUACCACCCUUUUUUUCCUUCAUUUUUGGGAAAAAUCUUCGCAGUACUACUUACUUUAUUAUCCUCAAGUUAAAUUUCAUUCAAUCAAUCCAGAAUUUAUGGGUUCUGUUGAUCAUCAUACUAAGACAACUUUCGGAGUUCAGCAGCCUUAUACAAUCAAGCUCACCAUGUCAUCUCCAGCUUUGGUACUAGUAGUGCUUCUUAUUCUUAUAUAUCAAUUUCUCUGAUCUAUGUGGAAAUGGAGGCUAAAAUCUACAUUGUUGUAAUUUCUGAAGAUUGCAUCUGCAAUUGCUUUCAUGCACCUACCAUGAAGCUAGGAACAUUCUGCCCACUGAAAUCAUGCAUGCAGUAUCUUGAUUGCCAGAGGAAGUCUCUCUUACCUCGGUUCUCUGUUCACUUGCUUGUGUCAUCAGUUAUCUUGGAGAUGCAUUGAAUCUUACAACAGGCUGGCUAAAUUUAUUCCACUCACAGAGAAAUCAAGAUAGCAUCUUGAAUGACUAGAUAUCAGAAAAGGGACCAUAGUAGCGCUGAUACGUACUCGUAGAGUGGAAAUGGAAGCAAUCCGACCACUGGUUUGUGGAGGUGGACAUGAGAUGAUAAGGAUUCUGAUCACAAUCAGCACUCCUUUGCAGUGCAGAUUACCAAGAAAGUUGCUCUGAACUUUAAACGAGCAAAUUGCUGCAACAUGACGGUUCUUCUCAUGGAUCUUGGACUUCCACAUCUCAGAGACAAGCAGAACUUUAGGUGUUUGGCACAUAUCAUGGUAGGCUCGACCACUUCAUUCCCGAGUCAUAGGAGGAGAAACACUCCUUUUGCUCUAGUUUCGAUGUCCCAGGGGACCCUGUUUGCACUGCAUGAGCAACCGCAUGAACGUAUCAGCGCCAUGCCACUGCUAAACUAGCUGUGUAAUCUUGUGACUUGUCUGAUGAUAAGAGCAUCUGCAGUAUAACCUCGUCAUGCUGCUUCUUAGCCCUGGGAAUCUUCUGUGGUGCCUCUCCUGUGUUUUUAAUUGGUCUGCAACUUGACAGAAGCACUCUCUCGGAUCUUAGACAAUGUCGAACAGGCAAGGUGCAUGGCAUCAACUUGCAGUCGGCCAGGAUCAACAUGGUCCUAACUCCACUCCUGUGGCAACUUGCUAAAAGUUAUGUUGAGGAAUCUUGGCAUGUGGACGAUGAACCAAAGCAGUUUUCAUCUCAAAAGAUACCCUAAGAUAUUUAACAGUGGAAACAAAUCUGCUUCGAACUCUUACUAUUGUGUUUUCCUGCUCUUACACCAUUGGAGGAAGACAACACCUCAGAUUAUACAUGAUGUCAUCGCCAUAUGUUAUCAUAGUUGCCAGAAAGCUAGGAAGAUCAAUAAUACUCUAUCGAUCUUUAUGGACGAAAAAAGUCGAGAUCAGAUCUGUAAGUUCUCCACAAUACAAACAGAUUUUGAUGAGAGAGUUGGUAUGUAAAACAAAGCAUAUUGGUCACUCCGCCAAAAAAAAGGAAUCAUUUUAUGACCUGAGAUCUUAAUCUCGUUCCUUUCCAUUUCCAAGCUAUCUCCCAAUAUUCGCUACUGAACUUGAACCGAUAGACAAUUUGAUAUCACCUUGGCAAGCGUUCAGAAAGAUCAAGAACAGCCACCUGAUCAGCAAUUGUAUGACAUGCAUGCCAUGGAACGCUUGCGAGCUCCUCAUCUUUCUAAAGCAACUUGGUAGAGACUGCGAACACAGAAGGGAAUCCAGUGGAGAAGGGAAUCUCUUCGCAGUAAAAUAAAGGCUUGCAGGCCACAUGACCUCGUCCCUUGGCCCGGGAACGAGGGAGACAGAUAAGGUCGAUUAGAUACAGCAGAGCGCCGAGGCCUUCUCUAAACGGAAAGCAACAGCUGGGUGUCAUUCAGUUCCCUGUUCUUUUUGUACAGUAGCAUCUUUAUUGUGAUCUUAUUCUUAUCACAGAUCACGAACAUGAAGAGGCACAGAUGCAGAUGCUGUACUGUCCUUUCUCAUGAAAAGAACCAAAAGUUUAUGAUAAUAACAGCCUCUGUUUCCAUCCUAAUUAGGCAGUCUUGUGGUGAACUCCAUGCAAUUUGCAUUCAGUAUGUCAAGAUGAUUACAGAGAAAGAAAGAGGAGAGAACUGUGGGAAGGAAGAAAGCUAAGAGACAGAAGAAAAGAACAUAUCCUUUCUACUCCAAAGAAGUGGGUUGUGAUUCUCCCACUUCCCUGCACACAACUUUAUGUAUUCUUUUCACGGUCUUUGUGGCUGUGAGAGGUCCGAGGCAUCCAUUAUCGUGCCCUUCCUAGUCCUUAAAAAGGAGACCCAACGUAACCUCACAUGCAAAGCCUACUCCCUUCCGGCUCAUAAGAAGCACCGCCCGGGCAGAUGCCUUCCCCAUAGGGAUCAGCUCGAGCAAGAGCUCAGACAGAGUCUCCACUCCCCCCCCACUCCCUGAGAUGGCAUCGGGUUGGACCGCGAAGGAGAACAAGACGUUCGAACGGGCCCUCGCGGUGUACGACAAGGACACCCCCGACCGCUGGCACAAUAUCGCCCGGGCCGUCGGCGGGAAGACGGCGGAGGAAGUGAAGCGCCACUACGAUCUGCUCGUGGAGGACAUUCGCCGCAUCGAGGCUGGCCAAAUGCCGUACGUCCAUUACAAGUCCCCCGGCAGCAGAGGUUGAAGUAUUUGGAGCUUAAUUGGAGCACAAACUAGCAUGCAGUUGCUUUGUCUAUGUGAAGCAAUAUGGCCAUUUCUCUUCUCUGGGCAUCAGUUAUUAGAAUGUUAUUCGACUAUAUGAAGACCAAAUCUCACUGAACUCAGUAUCAGUUUCUCUUAUUUAGUUUUCUUUCUCCCUUCUAUCAUGUACUCUAUAGAGACAUCGUACUCUUUAAAGGCUACCGUUAUUAUAGGCAUAAGAGGUAUGCUUGCUUUGUAA